Messenger RNA from Acanthoscelides obtectus, 465 nucleotides. The record is from the annotation of a GenBank genome assembly. NCBI's taxonomy places the organism in Eukaryota, Metazoa, Arthropoda, Insecta, Coleoptera, Chrysomelidae.
AUGGUUGGAGAUUUAUCCAAGGAGAACCAAAUGCUUAGGAAAGAUGUUGAUGGAUUGAAACUCACUCUCUUAACAAAGAGGAAUCUAAAAGAGCAAGCAGUGGAGAAAACUUUGGCUUUAUUUUCUUUUCUGGAUACACCUAUCUCUCGGAAUGAUGUAGCUCAUUUUAAACAAGUUCUAACCAAAAACGGCGUAAAGGCUAGGGUUACCUUGAAGCCUGAACAUAAAAAGCAGAUUCUUACAACUCGUUCAAAAAAAGGGAAACUAACACUUAGGAACACUGAAUGUGGUGAUGCGGAUUCUAGAAUUUUCGUCGAUGAGGAGCUGACCAAGGAAACGUACCAGUUAUUCAAACACUCAAGGCAACUUAAGGGUGUUGGCUACAAAUAUGUGUGGCAUCGAGAGGAGAAGAUUCUAGCUCGCAGGAAUGAUGGCUCUGAUAUUAUUUUCAUCCGGAAUGAGUAA